AAAUAACCAGCCACCUGUCUCCUUGACUAAUGCAACCAGCCACUUAUCCUCCAAUAAUUUCCAAACAGGGGAACUUUCUUGGUAAGUUCAAGCAACUAAGUUUCUUGCUUUACCAAAAGUCCAUGUGGAAUAUACAGAAUCCGACCUAAAUAACGCGACAAGUUUUCAUUCCUUUUCUUCCUCCUCAGUUCCGUUCAUCUUAUCGCUUACUACAAUGCUGAGAAGAAUCCUGUUACUAACAUGUGUCAUAGCUAUCAGCUUUGUAGUGUGUCAUGAUGCUAAGGAAGAAGAAAACUGUCGGAGGAAUGCUUCAUGUGGAGAUCUCCUAGACAUUCGAUACCCCUUUAGCCUCAGAACCGGUUCUGAAGUUAAUUGCCCCAGCUAUCCAGCUAAGCUAUCGUGCGAGCAUAAUCGAACCACCUUAAAUCUCUUCAACGCUACAUAUUAUGUCAAAGGGCCAAUCGACUAUGAGCGUCAUACAAUCCAUGUUGUCGAUCCUGGCUUGCUAAACGAUACUUGCCCUUUUAGGCCACUCAACCGGUUAACGUUUGAUGAUUUCAAACAAUCUGGAUAUUUGCCAGCGGAUGAAUACAGAUACAGCUAUUACGACUUAAUUUAUACCACUAAUUAUAUAUCCUUCUUCGAUUGCUUGUCACCCGUUGAGUCUCUGGAUUACGUAAAAAUCAACUGCAGUACUACUAACUCAUCAUCUGCUACAAUCUCAUAUUCUUAUAUUAAGGUGAAAGAUGGAGUGGACAAUCUUCAACCCUCUUGUAAUCUGACCGGAAUCGUUAUGUCUUCUUAUGGCAUCACACAAAUUGGAAGUGGCCUUUCAUUUUCUCACAUCCGUGAUGAUUUGAGAAGCGGUAUAGAGCUUUAUUGGGGUGGAUUUCUUCCCGACGGUUCGUAUGCAGCUAGCCCCGACGGUUCGUACGCAGCUACCCCCGUCGGUUACUGCUACGACCGAUACCUAUCCUUCUACUGUUUCGGUGAAAGAAUGUUCCUCGAUCUCAUAGAAGCCGCCAAGAUCAUCGGGUGGUUUCUGAUGGCGCGAAUGAUGCUCGGCUUUAUUUUGUUGGGUUUCUGUUGCUACAAACUGUACUGGAAAAAGUUCCCAAAGCAUGAAGCAGUAGAAGAAUUCUUGCUUGCUUGCAAGAAUCGAAUGACAAGGUAUUCGUUUUCGGAUAUCAUGAAAAUGAUGAUUGAGUUAAAAAUUAAAGUCAGUCAAAAAGGCUUUUGGAAAAAGCUCCUGAAUGAUUCAGUUCAAAAGUUCUUGGAUGCAUGCAAGAAUGUUAGGAGAAGAAAGUAUUUUUAUUCGGACGUCAAGGUGAUCGUAGUUUCUCUAAAACAACUGAGUCAAGGAGUCUAUUCGAAAAAAUUCCGAAAGGACGAGGCGGUUGAAGAAUUCUUGGAUGCAUACAAGAAUCUUAUGCCCAGAAGGUAUUCAUAUUCAGAUAUUAAGAAGAUUACAAUGGAUUUCAAAGAUAAACUCGGAAAGGGGGGCUUUGGUUCCGUCUUCAAAGGAGAGCUGUCGGAUGGUCAUCGUGUUGCAGUCAAGAUGUUGAGUGGAUCCAAAGGUGAAGGGCAAGAUUUCAUCAAUGAAGUUGCUACAAUUGGAAGAAUCCAUCAUGUCAAUGUGGUGCAACUAAUUGGAUUCUGUUCUGAGAGAUCGAAAAGAGCUCUUGUUUACGACUUCAUGCCUAAUGGAUCCCUCGAAAAAUAUAUAUUUUUGGAGAAAGAAAAAGGCGUUGUUCUUGGUUGGGAUAGAAUGCACGAGAUAGCUCUCGGGGUGGCUGGUGCAAUCAAAUAUCUACACCAGGGAUGUGAUAUACAAAUUCUGCACUUCGACAUCAAACCUCACAACAUUCUUCUUGAUGAGAACCUCAAUGCUAAAAUCUCCGACUUUGGUCUUGCAAGACUUUACCCUAGAGAUCAUAACACUCUUUCUCUUACUGCUCCAAGAGGCACGAUGGGAUAUAUAGCUCCAGAAAUGUUCUACAGAAACCUCGGAGGUGUUUCGCACAAAGCUGAUGUUUAUAGCUUCGGAAUGUUGCUAAUGGAAAUGACCGGUCGGAGGAAGAACUUGAAUGCGCAUGCACAAAAUUCAAGCCAAAUAUACUUCCCUUCCUGGAUUUAUGAUCAACUAGAAAAGGGAUUGAGUGUUGAAAUUGUUGAUGCCUGUGAGAAUGAUAAGAAAGUAGCCAAGAAGAUGAUCAUGGUUGCAUUGUGGUGCAUACAACUGAAGCCGGCGGAUCGCCCUUCCAUGAGCAAAGUCGUAGAGAUGCUUGAAGGUGAAGUCGAAGCCUUGCAGAUGCCUCCGAAGCCUUUCUUCUGUCCCCAAGAGAUGCCGAUGGAAGAUCCGGUUGAUGAAACGGACAGUGAAGACGAUACAAUCUCCUUGGUAUAAGGGAAAUGCAAUGCCGAAUCUAUCUUUGUAAUUUUCGAAACUCCACGUUCGUGUGGUGGAUUCUUAGCCUUUUAUAUGAAACAUUUUAAUUUAAUCUCGAGUUUUUUCGUGA
Messenger RNA from Malus domestica (apple), 2519 nucleotides. RefSeq lists its product as uncharacterized. Gene Ontology annotation, molecular function: ATP binding; protein kinase activity; polysaccharide binding. Gene Ontology annotation, biological process: protein phosphorylation. The record is from RefSeq and is a predicted model, not a curated record. Lineage: Eukaryota; Viridiplantae; Streptophyta; Magnoliopsida; Rosales; Rosaceae.